AUGCUCUUGCAGAGGAUAGUCUUUUUCUUGUUGAUCUCCUCGAUUCUCACCCUGCCCACAACAACACCGAAAUUAACAUGGAAAGAACGUCUUGAGGCGAAACGAGCCCAAAUCCGCGAUCAAGUCAAUCAAGAAGUCGAUGCGUUAAGACAGAAAAUCACCGACAAAAAAGCCGCCUACGACACGGAGAAAGAGAAAAAUCGCCGAAACGAUCGAUCAAUUUUACAAAGAAGCCGAAGAGAACGUCUCGAUAAGAUCAAUCAAUGGAAAGAGUCACAAGUUGCGCCAUUUGCUUUGGAGGUCGAAGGAGAGCCCUCGUUGUAUGAGACGGUUCGGGCGAAAUAUGAGAGCGCGAAGAACACGAAAAAGGAACAAUUGAACACAGAAAUCGACAAGAUUUUCCCUGGAUAUAAACAGGCGGUUGACGAGUACGAAGCACAAGAAACCGCGAAAAAGGAGGCUCGACGAGAGAAAUUCGAUGAACUCCGAGAGAAUGCCCGCGUGAAAUUCAAUGAAACAAAACAGAAAUUUGAUGAAUUCGCACAAGAGGCAAACGCGAAAUUGAAAGCUGAUUGGGAAACAAAAAAAGAAGAACACAAAGCGAAAAUGGAGAAAGCUCAUGAAGUUUUGUCGAAUGUGAGCGUCAUUGUAAAGGAUGCCACGCAUUCACUUCUCAACAAAAUUAAAGAAGAGAAAAAAGAGGAAGCUGCAGUGAAAUUGCAAGCCGCUCAAUGGAUCAGCGACAAAAUAAAGAACAAAACGGAAGAGUGGAAGCAAAAGCAUCCAUUGGCUGCAGCAAGGAGUUUCUCUGAUGUGUCCAAUUUCCUCAAUGAUGCCUCCGGUGCCUCGGGAUGGCAAACAGCGACCACGAUUCUGAUGAUCAUCUGUUUUGUGAUCACAAUCGGAUUGUUGAUCUUGAUUUUCAAACAGAUCCGAAGCCGUCAAUUGUAUCAAAAACUCGAUGGAAACACAUUCCAACAAACAAAUCAACACUCGAUGGCACAACCAGGAUACAAUCCUUCAUUCAACAACUCCUCGUCGACUUUUGUCCCCAGUCGUGAGGCACUCCGAAAACAAGACUAUCCCCAACUUUUC
This is a messenger RNA of Mesorhabditis belari, 1095 nucleotides long. The record is from the annotation of a GenBank genome assembly. Lineage: Eukaryota; Metazoa; Nematoda; Chromadorea; Rhabditida; Rhabditidae.